AUGUUUCUGAAAAGCCCCAAUGAGUACAUGGAGCAGUUAAACACCAUUAUCACUCAUCUUCAUUUGGAAUUUGCAAUGAAAGAUCUUGGCACCAUUCAUCAUUUUCUUGGAAUUGAAGUCACAAAAACACUCAACGGCCUACACUUAUCACAAUUAUAUUAUGCCUUGACUAUUCUUGAGAGUGCUCAAAUGACGGACUGCAAGCCUAUGAGUACCCCUAUGGAGUCCAAAAUGAAGGGAUUAACUGAUGCUACCCUUCUUGAUGAUCCUAGCUUUUAUCGCAAAAUUGUUGGUGCAUUACAAUAUUUGACACUAACAAGGCCUGAUAUCUCUUUUAGUGUUAAUUUUGUUUCACAGUUUAUGCAAGCUCCAACACAAUCCCAUUUCAAGAUGGUUCAGCGCAUUCUCCGUUACAUCAAAGGCUCUCUACAUCUCGGCAUACAUCUUACUUCUAACACCACUUUUGACCUAUGUGCCUACUCUGAUGCAGAUUGGGCUGGUUGUCCAACAACAAGAUGCCCUACUACAGGCUACUGCACCUAUUUGGGUGAUAACCUCAUCUCUUGGUGUGCAAAGAAACAACAAACAGUGUCGCGCUCUAGCACUGAAGCCAAGUACCAUGCUAUGGCUCAUGCAACUGCUGAGCUUAUAUGGCUGACCUUUCUUCUUCGUGAUCUCCAUGUUCCACUCUCUCGUCCUCUAACCCUCUUGUGUGAUAAUAUCAGUGCACUCCGCUUGACUGUCAAUCCAGUCUUCCAUGCUCGAAGUAAACACAUUGAGUUGGACUAUCAUUUUGUGCGUGAACGAGUUGCUCUUGGUUAG
Messenger RNA from Olea europaea var. sylvestris, 822 nucleotides. RefSeq lists its product as uncharacterized. Lineage: Eukaryota; Viridiplantae; Streptophyta; Magnoliopsida; Lamiales; Oleaceae. The transcript has 3 exons. The record is from RefSeq and is a predicted model, not a curated record. Bases 1 to 822 code for a protein of 273 amino acids.